Molecule: messenger RNA, 4128 nt
Organism: Toxotes jaculatrix (banded archerfish)
Lineage: Eukaryota; Metazoa; Chordata; Actinopteri; Toxotidae
Gene: znf513a
Product: zinc finger protein 513a
Exons: 5
Coding region: 303-2201 (632 amino acids)
Biological process (GO): regulation of transcription by RNA polymerase II
Molecular function (GO): DNA-binding transcription factor activity; RNA polymerase II cis-regulatory region sequence-specific DNA binding
Source: RefSeq, a predicted model, not a curated record
GCUGCUGCUGGAUCACAGGCGAAUCAGAAAAUCAAUUAAGUUAUGAAAAAUAUCAUUAAUUGCCUUUCUUUGUCACCGCAGCUCAUGAAGAAAUGGCGGAUCUCCAGACGUUGUACAUUUGAGGGAAAACAUUUCACACCUAAUGGCGUGUACACGGACGAUAAAAAGCAUCUCGGUCGACAGGAAUAUUUACGUUUUUUAGAAAUACUGAAGAAUAUCUUCCAAACAUAUGAGAAUGAGCUGAUGGUUGUGGAAGUCUGCAAGAAGACAAAAAGACAAAAAAGAGAGAGGCUGACUGGAAGAUGCCAAGAAAAAAACAGCAGAAUCCACAGCCAGUCAAGUUGGAUUCUGAAGAUGGUGUAGCCAUUGAAGCCCCAGGAAACCUCACAUUAGACACAGACUUCCUUCUCGGACAAGACCUUGAGUUUGGUGAUCCUGAUCAUGACAACAAGAUUCUAGGCCUGGAAAAGUUCUCAGAAGUAGCUGCUGAGAUUGGUUUCUCUGUGUAUCCUCUGGGUGAUGAGGAGAGCCCUGCCUACGGCCAACUCAGCAUGGAAAGUGAAACAGACAACUCUCGCAGCACAACUGACAACGGGAGGGAAGACGAGGGCAGAGCAGUCCAGUCGGAGCCCAGCUUUCCUCCCUACCUGUCCUGCAGGGGCUGCGGACAGCUCCGCGAUGAACCUCUGGGACCUGGCAUAGACCUUGUCGGCCCGUAUUGCCUUAGGUGCUGCAAAGCCUCCAGGGAAGCCAAAAGUACAGACUUCUGUUCACCUUUUGGAGGCAUCAGCGGGAUUCGCUCAGGUUCCCAUUUGCAGUUUGAUGGUGAAGCGUUGGGGAAUGGGAUGGGUGACAAAGCACUGACACCUGAGGACAAAUCGCCCAAACUGCACUCGUGUCACCUCUGUGGCUUCUCCUCGCGCUACGCCAACCAUGUGAAGCGCCACAUGAAGACGCACAACGGGGAGAAGCCCUUUAACUGCCCCUUGUGCACUUACGCCUCAGCCCAGCUGGUGAACCUGCAGAGACACCUGCGCAUUCACACUGGGGAAAAACCUUACAAAUGUGACAGCUGCACUUUUGCCUGCAGUUCCCUUGGCAACCUCAAGAGGCACCAACGCAUGCAUGUGCCCUCUGCAGGGGCGGGACAGGACGCCCCACCGCGACCUGCAAGUGGCCCGAACAGUCUGAAGAGGCAUGUGACUGGGCAAAGACCAAACGGGGAAGAGCCCGGUGCUUCAGCCAAGGUUUCAGAGAUUGCAAGGCCAACGUCAAACCUGAGUUUGGGAGCCCACAACAAUGACUCCCUGUCGGUCUUCGAUGAUUUAAAGGGGGCAUCGCCACCACCCAUACCACCCUCUAACCCUGCUCCUGGCCACCAGCCUGCACCUCUGCUGCAGGCCACUGGGGGCAGCAGGGCAAACAGAGGGAGCGUAGCAGACGGACCCACACUCCCCCCUUCACUUUUUCCUUUUACCUGCCGUUUGUGCGGCAUUGUCCUGGAGGACGAGGACGGCUCCUCUGCCCAAAUUUGUGCCAAGUGUACCCUUGAAAUGCUGACUAAAGACACCUCAUCAUCUCCCAACAGCCCUGGCGAGCGCAGUGACAAGGUGUACACCUGCGCCGCCUGCCCCUUCCUCACACACUACCCAAACCACUUGGCCCGCCACAUGAAAACUCACAGUGGCGAGAAACCAUACAAGUGCCCACAGUGCGACUAUGCCUCAGCGCACUUCGACAACCUCAAGCGCCACCACAGAGUGCACACAGGCGAGAAACCUUACAAGUGCCAUUUGUGCGAUUACGCCUGCGGGAACCUGGCCAACCUGAAGCGCCACCAGCGGGUGCACUCGGGCGCCAAACCCUUCCAGUGCGCCGUGUGCAGUUACAGCUGCAACCAGAGCAUGAACCUGAAGCGGCACAUGCUGCGGCACACGGGAGAAAAGCCGUACAAAUGCCAGGAGUGCGGCUACACCACCGGCCACUGGGACAAUUACAAAAGACACCAGAAGAAACACGGCCUGGCCACAGACGGCUGGGUCAAGGUUCCAAUGACUGGCAACGACGACGAGGACGAAGCCAGGAAAGGGAUGGGAGUUGGAGUCCAAACUCACAGGAAAGAAGCAGGGGUUGAUAUGCAGUACAUGCCUCGGGAGGGAGGUCAGACAAUACACUCGUGCUACAAACUUGAGAUUGUAUAAAAUAUAACUCAGCAGAACUAAGCUACCAGCAAGUUGGUUUUUUUUUUGUUUUUCCUUUUUUUUAAUUUUCACAGAGCCUUUAUAUUGUUUUAGUGUGUGUCGGUCUUUAGUGUUUUGUCAGACGUCUUCAGAGGCUGCUAAUUGUUUAUUUGUAGAAUCUCGCACAAUUAAGAAAAAAAAAUUGUUCUCAAUAUUUUUGAUGCCUUUUGGAUUAAGUAAGGCGGACGAGGAUGUCCAUAGUUUGUCUUUUACUCUGUUACUCUGUGUUUGUGUCAAGACAAAUGGACUGUCUCUGCUGUUGAAGUCCUUUCACUGUCUCAUUCUGUAUGUCCGACCACAUUAAUAGCAACAUUUCCCUCUCACACUACAACACAUAUCAUUCUUUUUUCUAGGACACAGAACACCACCAAAUACUCCUCAAUACAUGGAACUCAUGCACAUUUUGCCUGAACUGUUGAGUUGCACUGUGUAGGGUUUUUUUUUAAAGGUUUUGUUUCCAAAAAAAAAAAAAAAUCAUUGCUUUUUUUUUUUUUUUUUUUUUUUAAAUCAAAGUCACAAGUUUAGGCCAGACAUUUUGCUUUGUACCCAAAAUCAAAUCAAAUAACAUGAAUGUAACUGAUUUCUUUCCACCCUCCCAUCACAUUUACAGGAUGGAAAUACUGAUUUAGCUUUGGUUUGAUUCAUAACAAAAUGUUAACAUUAAAUUAGGCUUAAAAUCUGCAGUGACUGACAAGUUAAUUUCCUGAGACUACACAGUGCAGCUUUAAGUAAAGAUGGGUCCUUGUAAGGUCCAGUAUUGUGCUUUCUUUGUAUUGGGGCACAAGCUCUGGUAAUGGCAUGCCUUCAGAUGAAUUUACUAAUGUAUGUGCUACUAGCAAAGUGCUACUUAAUAGUACUGGAAUUAUUUUACACUUGUUAAACUAUACUGAUUAAUUAGGUUGUGUUAACUUUACUAAAUAAUCUCCUGUGUCUUGAACUGUAUCAUCAUUUUUGCCAAACGCCUCAGGAUUUAAAAAAAAAAAAAAAAGAAGCGAUGUGGAAUGCUAAAAGGUUGGUAAAAAUAAUAAUAAUCAUUUCUAGUUAUUUUAACACUAAAAUUGCAUGCACAAGCAUUUUAGUUUUAACUUGGUUAAAGGGAAAAGCACAAUCAUACACACACAGCUGCAUUUUAGGAGGUUUAGGAUUAAGUUUGAGAGCCAAACAAAAAACCCAUCAAUACACUUCUAUUAUUAGUGAUUCAGAAGUGACAUAAAUUGUACAAUGAGCAUGUUCAAAGAAUUCCCCCCACAAAUGUGCUACAUAUCAGUAAUCUUUAAAUUUUGUUCUUUAUUAUUUUGGGGACAGACUGUUGAGUCACCUUCCUUUGGAUUACUGUUUACUAUUGACUGUGAAAUUUGCCCAUUGUGUUUUUUUUACUUGGAAAAAAAAAGAUGACACUAUUAGUAAGCAUGUGAGUGUGUAAUAGUUGUUUUAUUUUUCUAAUGUGGCUGUAAUACACUGCUAGAAGUUCUUACUUUAAUAUAUAGAAUUAGAUUUUUUUUUUAAUUUUGAAUGUGUGGUGUGUCAUUUAGUUACCAUGGGAAAAACAAUAGGGACAGUGGUUUAAACUUACUCUCUUUGUGAAUGAUUAUUAUAUGCAAGUGAGAUAUUUUUCAGGUUGCCAACUUGCCAUGACACAAUGGAGCAUUGAACCCAUUGAUUAGUACCGACAUCCCCCAAGUGUCCAUAUUUGUCCUUAUGCAGUGUCUCAUAAAUGCCUUAAGUGAGAAAUUUGAAAUAAACACAUGGGAUUCAUUUCAUUGAAUAUCAGACAGACUCAAUCUCAUUUUUUUUUUUUUUUUUUUUUUUAAAUCGUGAUGACAUUUUCACAUCCUGGCAUCAUGUUGUUGCUGCUUAGGGCAGCUACAACUGGCAUUUUUAUAAUAGC